GUAAUGAGAAAUGUGAGAUGGGACUGGGUCGGUUUUUCUUCGAAAAAGCCGACGAAUUCGCCGAUCGUAUAUGCACGAUCGACGCCAACUUCGACGUGAAAGAGACGUACGCGAGUCUGAAAACAAGGGCGAUACGCACGGCACUCGCCCUCAGGAGGCGGGGGAUAAAACAGGGGGACAUCGUGAUGAUUUGUUCGAACAACAAUCUGAACAAUAUAGUACCGUUCAUAGCCGCCCUCUAUUUGGGUGCCAAAGUGGCGUCGAUUGAUCCCAGUCUGUCGCCCCUGGAUUGUCAGCAUUGUAUCAAAAUCGUGCCCCCCAGUGUGGCUUUCGUGCAGGACGAGAGUGUUUAUAUGGUGGAGAAGAGUUUGAAGGAAACCGAAAACGGGGCGGAGAUUAUUGUGUUGGGACAGUCUUUUGAAUAUGCUACGCUGGAGAGUUUCCUUCAGCCCACGGAGGAGGAAACGACCUUCAGGCCUGUGGAUGUGGAUGUGAAAGACACGGCGAUCAUUUACUUCAGCAGUGGUACCACUGGUAUGCCUAAAGGAAUUUGCUGCACUCACGAAGGGUUGUAUUUAAAGCAGAAAACAGUCCUAGAUCUGGACUACGUCAAUGCUGACGUUGUGUUCCACUUCACCUCCCUCUAUUGGAUAUCAGCUGCCAUUUGCCUUAUAAUGACAUUCAUCAAGGGUGGCUGUAGAGUACUUACCACAGACGGAACCCCCGAGGGGGCACUGCAAAUUUUCGAAAGAUACGGCGUAACAUUUUCGUUUAUGGCUCCGAUAUUUGCACUGAAAUUGGAUUCGGUGCCGAAUGAUAAGUACGACCUUUCAUCUCUGUAUUCGUUGUGUUUGAGUGGUACGCCGUUAAGACUUGAACACAUGCAAAGAAUAAGAAAGUUCUUUAAAGACACAAAGGUGCAACUGUGUUAUGGAAUGACGGAAAUUCAGGGGUACGCCACAUGUUUCGAUUUUAAAGAUGGUGACCUGUAUUUAAUGAAAGAUGGUUCUUCGGGUAAAACUACACCGGACACGGAUAUAAAGAUAGUGGACAUAGAAACAAGGAAGUUGUUGCCUCCAAACAAACGUGGAGAAAUUUGUAUAAAGACCCCAUAUUUGUGUGCUGGGUACUACAACCAAGACAUAACCGACAACAUAGACGAAGAAGGGUACUACAAAACGGGUGACGUAGGCUACUAUGACGACGACGAGUGCAUCUACGUGGUGGAUCGUAUAAAGGAGAUGUUUAAAUAUCAAUCGUGGCACAUCGUGCCCACUUUUCUGGAGCAAAUCCUGAUGGAACAUCCGGAUAUUCAAGAAUCGGUUGUCUUUGGCAUUCCGCACGACAUCGACGGUGAUCAUCCAGCAGCUUGUGUCGUGCUGAAAGAGGGUUCUUCCGCCACGGUGGACGAGCUGCACGAGUUUUACAACGCCAGGGUGGCGGAUCGUCAGAAAUUGAGGGGUGGCAUAAAGUUGGUUAAGAGCAUACCGAAGACUCCGUCUAACAAAUUUCUUAGGAGGAAGGCACGAGAAAUGUUUUUAAAUAUGCAAUAAAUAAAUAUUUUUGUGUCUAAUUUUUUUAUUCAUUAUAAAAGUUGUUUUAUUGCUCUCUAACUUUGAUACCCUUUUCAAAUACAAAUAAAAAUACAUGCUUAAUUCA
Molecule: messenger RNA, 1659 nt
Organism: Aethina tumida (small hive beetle)
Lineage: Eukaryota; Metazoa; Arthropoda; Insecta; Coleoptera; Nitidulidae
Exons: 6
Coding region: 18-1553 (511 amino acids)
Biological process (GO): long-chain fatty acid metabolic process; fatty-acyl-CoA biosynthetic process
Molecular function (GO): long-chain fatty acid-CoA ligase activity
Source: RefSeq, a predicted model, not a curated record